This is a messenger RNA of Olea europaea var. sylvestris, 1179 nucleotides long. RefSeq lists its product as uncharacterized. Lineage: Eukaryota; Viridiplantae; Streptophyta; Magnoliopsida; Lamiales; Oleaceae. The record is from RefSeq and is a predicted model, not a curated record. The coding region runs from base 304 to 1179 and encodes 291 amino acids. The transcript has a single exon.
UCGUUUUGAAAUGUUUUGCUAUGGGCCAAAAUCAGUGACUAUAUGAAGACAUAGUCAGGCACUUAAAGAAAGGUGAAACCGCGUAAGAAAUAGAAUACUUGUAUGCCUGCCUGGCUCCAUCACCAUGUGACUCAUCUAAUCUUGCUUUGUAUUAAAAGUCUUCUCAUCUACUUCACUGAGUUUCACACACUAAAACGUGUGUAUUCAAAUCCCAAUAAAUGCCAUUCUCUGAAAUAUAGAUCCAAUUGAAAAGUCUCAUUAGACAGAGCUCUUCAAAGAAAAAAUACCUAGAUUUCAGUACAUAUGGCUCCACUAGAAGGUUUUAGUCUGAAAAAGGUACUGUUUUUGCUGCUGCUUCUCUUUGUUUUCUUCUGUUCAACAUUCAUUUCUGCAUACCAACCAAACAGUUUUGGAGGAAGAAGAUCAAUGUUAGAGGUAGAAGAAGAAGAUGAACCAGUUAUUAAGAAGAAAAGUACUUCCACCAAAGUAUCUUCCUUAAAAAACACAGCCAAGGUUAGUAAAUCUAUUACAGGUUCAACCAAGAACCAAACCAAGCUUAUUAACCUUCCUUCUGAUUCAACCAAGAACAAAACCAAGCUCAUUAAAUCCACAUCUGAUGGUUCUACACCCACAAUCAAAUCCCAGCUCAAGAAACUAAAUUCCACUUCAAAAACCUCAAAUUCUACGACUACAAAGACCAGUUCACUUUCCACCAAGAAAUCUUCAGAUUUAAACAAACUGAGCUCAUCACCCAAGAACAAAACAACAAAGCCCACCAUUACUCUUAAAGAAACCAAAACCAAAGCCCAGUUGGAAAAUAGCCUAAGUCAAUCCAAAUCCAAAAACCCAGAAAAAAUUCAGCCCAAGAAGGCCCAAAAACAGUCACAACCAAGCUGGAUUGAUCAAGAUGAUGAAGAUGACUUGGUUUCUGGGUUCAGAGACCUCCCAUCCAAGUUUCAAGAAACUCUCUUGCCAGAUUUGGAAAGAAUUUCCAAAACCUCAAAAGUUUAUCUUACAAAAUAUAAUAAAGAAUUUACCAAAGGUUUCAAACCUUAUGUUGGGAACAAAUAUGCACCAGAACUCCGCUUUUGGUUAGGAGCUAAAACAAUUUGGAAUUCUACUUCAUCAGGCACUCUCCACUCGCCUGGAUUUCCAACGGGAUAUACCGAACUUUCGUAA